AGUUCCCUAUAAAGUGAAGCGUUAUUGGCGGGCGUCAUUUCUGGUUCCCAGCUGACUAACUCAAGCAGUGGAGUCGGGUGUAUUUGAGGGAUUUUCACGCUGGAUCGCGAGUGUUGAAAGUGAAAGCGUCAGAUGAAGCGUCCGGGCGUCAUGCGGUAGCGCGUUAUAAAGUUAACUUGUGUUAGCGUUCAAACACAGCGAUCAUGGACACGCGCGGGUUUAGAGCGAUGUUGUUAGAGAUAUCCAAUAAACUUUCCGAGGAGAAUGUGGCGAGUUUAAAGUUUUUGUGCACAGACAUCGGGAAGAAAAGGCUUGAGAAAAUCAAUAAGGGAAUUGAACUUUUCGAGUGCUUGAUCGAAAGAGCUGCAAUUGGGCCCAAUAACACGGACCUUUUGCGGAAACUUCUGAAUGACAUCGAUCAGACAGUUCUUCUCGAAAUACUACAGGAUUAUGAGACACUUGCGACCAGAAGCCCCGCUGAUGGACUGGAGGAGAAACAGCGAGAAAAAAUAAACAUUGCAACUGAAGUAAUAGUUGAACACCUGGGCAGAAAGUGGCUUCACGUUGGGAGAAAACUGGGACUUCAGCAGACUCAGCUGGAAGGAAUCCAGGAGAAACACAGCCGUGAUCUCGAGGAACAGGUCCGGGAACUGAUCCGACUGUGGAUGAAGAUGCGGAGAGAGAGCGCCAGGGUGGAGGAGCUCGUCCAAGCUCUCCGAGACUGCAAACAGAACCUCACCGCUGACCUCGUGGAGAAAAAGCUCCGAGAGCCUUGAACACCAGCGCACGUUUCCGGAAGCGCUUGUUAUUAUAAAGGGAGAGAGCUUUGGGAUUGAUAAUGUGAAUUUCUUUUUUUUAAAUGCAAAUGAACAUUAAAUCUUCUUGAAUUAAUUUUUGGUGCACAUUAGUUAAAUUAAAUGAUUAGGUAUUACAUAUUAAAUUAUGA
Messenger RNA from Rhinichthys klamathensis goyatoka, 946 nucleotides. RefSeq names its product Fas (tnfrsf6)-associated via death domain (gene fadd). Lineage: Eukaryota; Metazoa; Chordata; Actinopteri; Cypriniformes; Leuciscidae. Gene Ontology annotation, molecular function: protein binding. The record is from RefSeq and is a predicted model, not a curated record. Gene Ontology annotation, biological process: regulation of apoptotic process; signal transduction. Bases 204 to 776 code for a protein of 190 amino acids. The transcript has 2 exons.